AUGGCGUCGCCCUCGCCGACUACGACGACGCGCGCGCGCUCCAUCCAGACGCUGGACGGCUACGUGAGUCGCGGGCGCGCGCCGCCGAGCUCCGUGCCGCGCGACCACGCGACGCUGCAGGACUUCGCGGCGUUCCUGGAGCUGCGCCUCAAGUCGCAGAACGUGUCCUUACUGCGGCGCGUCUUCGCCGACUUCCUCAACGAGCAGGAGCACACGCUCGUGCCCCUGAUGCGGCAGGGCGUGAGCAUCAUUACGGUGUUCCCCGUGCUGCGGACGAACCCCCAGCGGCGGCGGCAGGCCCAGCGGCUGCUGGCCAAGCCCAAGAGCCACCUCGACCCGCGCGGCUGCGUCUUCCUCUACCUGCAGUACCGCGCGGCCACGAGGAACAUGGCGCUGCUCAAGCACAUGUUCCUCGAGUUCGUGGGCCACAAGGAGGCGUCGCUGCUGCGGUUCGUGGAGAGGGGCAACGAGGUCAUCAGCGUCAUCCCCUUCGAGCUGCCGCGCGUGAUCCUCCCAGCUCCAGCUCCUGCUGCACCUGCACCUGCAGAGGCGGCUCCAGAGCAGCAGCUACAGUUGACGCGCAAGAUGGAGGCUUUCGAGGCGCAGAUUCCGUGGGAGGCGGUCUUUGGUAAUUUACCGCUGCCGUUCGAGGAGGAAAAACACCCGGAGUUGGCCAAGAAGCUCCACCGAUUCUGGCACAAACACUCGCGCGCUGUGUGGGAGCGCAAGUUCUGGGCCCCGAUGUCUCGUAAGAUGAACGCCUUCGCCUUCAACAAGCGCAACAACCGCCAGAUUUCCGCCAAGAACGCGUUUGAAACCAUCAUUCUGGCUGCGUACGAGCAGCUCGGAGCCGCCUUCUUCGUCAGGCUGGAUAUGCAGCAGCCGCGCCACCCUGGUUGGUGGUACCGAAGCCCCGUCGUAGCUCUCUUCGCUCUCCAAGAGGUCAAGGGUGAGGACGCGGUCUGGGACUACGUCAAGAACGACGCGCUCGAGCGCUUCCCCGACUGCAAGCUGCCGAUUCCGAUCAAGGCUACGAACUACGGCGCAGUGCAGAACUGCCACAAGAGCGCGAGUGAAUCCAUGUGGAUGGCUAACCACCCGCUGACCCCAACGUGGCUGGGCGAAAUUGCUGCACUCAAGGCGAAGCAGCAAGCGCAUGGAACUUCUGGUGAAGAGGCUGGGGUAAGCCAACCUUCAAGGGGACCUGAUCGUGAGCCGGAGAAUGUAAUGACUGUGAUGGACGCACUUGGCUUCACUUGA
Messenger RNA from Phytophthora sojae, 1260 nucleotides. RefSeq lists its product as hypothetical. Lineage: Eukaryota; Oomycota; Peronosporomycetes; Peronosporales; Peronosporaceae. Bases 1 to 1260 code for a protein of 419 amino acids. The transcript is spliced from 2 exons. Gene Ontology annotation, cellular component: BLOC-1 complex. The record is from RefSeq and is a predicted model, not a curated record.